AUUUCUCAUCACUACCAAUCGGCCUUUCUACGCAUUUCGCGAGUGGCUGCUGCACGUUUUUUUAGUUUUCUGUUUUCUAUGGCUCAUCAUGAGACACAGGAGAAGUUGCAGUUCCACGAACUGGAGUUGGACCAGCGCAUACUCAAGGCAAUUGCGCAGCUCGGCUGGGUGCAGCCUACUUUGAUUCAGUCAACGGCCAUUCCACUGCUGCUCGAUGGCAACGAUGUGGUGGUGCGGGCGCGCACCGGUUCCGGCAAGACGGCUGCCUACGCACUUCCGCUAAUACAGAAGAUUCUUAACUCCAAGCUGAAUGCAAGCGAGCAGUGUGUGAGCGCCUUGGUGCUGGCGCCCACAAAGGAGCUGUGCCGGCAGUCGCGUCUGGUCGUCGAGCAGCUGGCCGAGUCGUGUGGCAAGGUUAUCCGUGUGGCGGACAUUGCCGGCAGCUCCAACGAUAUGGCAACACAGCGUCAUGCUCUCGCCGAGCGACCGGAUAUUGUGGUGGCGACACCCUCAAAAAUACUAGCACAUGUGGAAGCCGGCACGGGAAUCGUUGAUCUGCAACAGAUUGAAACGUUGGUAGUGGACGAGGCCGAUAUGAUAUUCGCCUUUGGCUAUGAGAAGGAUUUCAAGCGGCUAAUGAAGCAUUUGCCUCCCAUUUACCAAGCAAUUCUCGUCUCGGCGACCAUCACAGACGAUGUGGUGCGGAUGAAGGGCUUGUGCCUGAAAAAUGCCAUAACACUGAAGCUGGAAGAGCCAGAAUUGGUCUCCCUCGAACAGCUCACACAUCAGCGCAUCCUGGCCGAGGAGAACGACAAGCCGGCAAUAUUAUGCGCUUUGCUCAAGCUCACGCUCAUCCAGGGCAAGAGCAUUAUCUUUGUCAACACUGUGGAUCGCUGCUAUAAGGUUCGUCUGUUUCUGGAACAGUUUGGCAUACGCUCGUGCGUGCUCAACUCAGAGCUGCCGGCUAACAUGCGCAUUCACACCAUCAGCCAGUUUAAUCGUGGCACCUACGACAUCAUCAUUGCCUCCGAUGAGCAUAUACUGGAGAAGCCAGCGGGCAAAACACAACGCAAAUCCCAGCACAGUGAUCACGAGUCGAGCACAUCGCGUGGCAUCGAUUUUCAGGGUGUGAAUAAUGUUAUUAAUUUUGAUUUUCCACGAGAUGUCACGUCAUAUAUCCAUCGGGCUGGACGCACAGCUCGUGGCAAUAACAAGGGCUCUGUCUUGUCGUUUGUCAGCGUUAAGGAGUUGCCCAUCAAUCUGGCUGUUGAGGAGAAACUGCGCAGCACCUUCGGCCGGGAAACGUUACACAAAAAGGAUAACGCGGUAACGUUGCCGUCGUCGUCCAGUUCGGAUGAUAACAAGAAAGCGGAUAAUAGCAAAACAGUUGAGCAGCUAAAACGCUCCUUUGCCAACAGCCUGGAACGUCCGCAAGAGGAUAUCGUCGAUGAUAUCAUCAAAAUAUACCAAUUCAAAAUGGAGGAGGUGGAGGCGUUUCGAUAUCGCGCCCAGGAUUGCUGGCGUGCCGCUACCCGUGUCGCUGUGCACGAUACGCGGAUACGUGAGAUCAAGACAGAGAUUCUCAACUGUGAGAAGCUCAAGGGCUUCUUCGAGGAGAACAAACGCGAUCUGCAGGCGUUGCGCCACGACAAACCAUCGCGCACCAUCAAGGUGCAUUCACAUCUCGCCCAUGUUCCGGAAUACAUAUUGCCAAAGGCACUCAAGCGCGUUGCCAUCGGACCCCCACCCACGCAUACAGCCUACAAACAGGCGCGAACGACUGGUGCCAAGGCCGCCUUUCAGCGCCAGAGCAAUGAUCCCCUGAUGGUCAGCGAAGUGGACUAUGGCAAGCGACGUGGCAGGCCAAAGAGCAAACGGGCCAAAUGAGUUGUUCAUAUGUUUAUUUAUAGCGAAUAGUUACUAUCAGUUAUGAAAUUGGCUGGAUGAAGAAUAUGGGACAUCCAGCAUCUUUCAUUGUUUUAAAUAAUGUUUUUGUAUAUUAUGCAUUGCGCAUUCAUACAGACAGCUAAAUCAGGAUCAAGCAAAUAUAAACCUUUUUACUUA
Molecule: messenger RNA, 2064 nt
Organism: Drosophila grimshawi
Lineage: Eukaryota; Metazoa; Arthropoda; Insecta; Diptera; Drosophilidae
Gene: Hlc
Product: probable ATP-dependent RNA helicase DDX56
Exons: 4
Coding region: 79-1887 (602 amino acids)
Cellular component (GO): nucleolus
Molecular function (GO): nucleic acid binding; RNA helicase activity; ATP binding
Source: RefSeq, a predicted model, not a curated record